AUGCCGCCAAGACCCAUCAAAGGCCCAGCAGCCUUGGAAAGAGCCCGCAAGCGAGCCGCCACUUCGGUUAAAGCAUUGAAGGAGGCGAGGGAGCGACGACAAUGUGCACUUGACAGAUCAUUGACCACCGUAUGCGACAAUGUUGUACAGCCGUCCAAGACAAAGCAAGUAUUGGUUAAAGCCACAUCUCCGUCACCAUCAGUCUUGCAGGGCGACGUCAGAAGCUAUCAGUCAAGAAUACCGACAUUGACAGCUGCCAAGGCCUCGCAAACGUCAUAUGCUGAAACCCAGCCACCAAACCUGAAGCUUCGACCAAUUGUGAAAUCCUCUUCACCGAUUACAAGUCGUUUUCAGCGACUACGGGAACGCACUACCAGGCAAAUCAACUCCACCUUCACCCAAGUCCGUUCGAGAUGGCAGGGCUACCAUGGGUAUGCCACGAUUUUCGAGCUGCGGGAUCUGCUCGGACUGCCAGGUAGCACAAGAGCUGGCCAAGGCCCCGCCCCUAAUUCCGUACUCAUCGCAAUCGAUACCGAAUUUGAGCGCCUGGGUCUAGUCAACCACGUCGUAGAGAUUGGCAUCACUGUUCUGCGACUCAAAGACCUCGUUGGGGUUGAGCCCGGAACCAAUGCUAGGGCGUGGCUCGCUAAGUCGGAGCAUCGACAUAUGGUUAUCGACGUGACACAGCAGCCGAAAACAAGGAUGAGCACCAGUCUGUUUGGCAAGAGCCAUUUUAUUGAACCUGCUGGGGCUCGUAGAAUGGUACGGGCGAUUUUGCAAGCUUGUGCAGAUGGGAAACCCUUGCCAGAAACAUAUGACUUGAUCGACAUCGAGCCGAUUGGAAGACGAGAUCCUUCCAUCGUCCAGCCAGCACCACAAGCGGACCUCUGGUUGGUCGGACAGUCCAUCAGGGGUGAUCUCGGAGCCUUAGCUGGACCACCGGUGGCACUCGAUAUCACCAAGCCGGCUGCACUAGGAGGUGUCGCCGUCGGCUCAGUGAUUGACCUCUUGCACUUCGGCCAACAUGCAGUGUCACUAGGUGCACCUUUACGCUCCCUCAAACUUGGUCGCGUUGUACGAUCACUUGGAGCCGAUGCUGUAUACCAUGAUCCUAAAAAGCGCACGAUUGUCGGCUGGCACAACGCAAGUAAUGAUGCUGCGUACUCCAUGAUGGCGCUGCUACUGUAUGCGGUGCGGUGGGAUAAGAUCAUUGCUUCUGCGCGGCCUGCUGCUCGUAUGGAACCUGCUCGUAUGGAACCUGCUCGUAUGGGACCUGCUCGUAUGGGACCUGCUCGUAAGGGACCCACUGGAUGGUUUGGAGCCGUACAAUCAGACUCAGCACGAGGUGUAGCACGAGAAGGAGUCCCAAGAAAAGAUCGUGGUCGACAUUACGUGGUCUGGCGCCGUGCAGCGGUGCUGCUAGCUGCUGGAGGUGGCAUUGCUGGAAUUUCAGUCGUAGGCUAUGAGUCAUUCUCGGGUAACUGA
Messenger RNA from Recurvomyces mirabilis, 1485 nucleotides. RefSeq lists its product as uncharacterized. Lineage: Eukaryota; Fungi; Ascomycota; Dothideomycetes; Mycosphaerellales; Teratosphaeriaceae. The record is from RefSeq and is a predicted model, not a curated record. The coding region runs from base 1 to 1485 and encodes 494 amino acids. The transcript has 2 exons.